AUGGGUGUUCGAGCAUUUUUCAAGAAGAGGUCACUCAAAGUGUCGGACGACAGGGUGACCAAAGCCGCAGACCUUACCUUGCGCGAGUCUGUCUGGCCCAUCGCACUUGUCACAGUCUUGUUCUUCCUCUGGGGCUUUAGUUAUGGUCUCUUGGACACUCUGAACAAGCAUUUCCAGGUGACUUUGCAUAUUGAUAGAGCCAGAUCUGCUGGACUGCAAGCUGCCUACUUUGGUGCAUACCCGCUCGCUUCUCUCGGCCACGCCGCGUGGAUCCUGCGACACUACUCCUACAAGGCCGUCUUCAUCUGGGGACUCAGCCUCUACGCGAUCGGCGCCCUUAUUGCGAUUCCAUGUAUCAAGGCAAAGUCCUUUGGAGGUUUUUGUGCCGCCAUUUUCAUCAUCGGCAAUGGUCUUGGAUCUCUUGAGACAGCUGCCAACCCUUUCAUCACUGUCUGUGGCCCUCCCAAAUAUGCCGAAAUGCGAAUCAACCUAUCACAAGCCUUCAACGGUAUCGGCUCGGUCGUUGCACCUGUUCUAGGCUCUUAUGUGUUCUUCAACUUUGAUGAUGAAAAAGCAUUGGCAAAUGUGCAGUGGGUGUAUCUUUCCAUCGCUGUCUUCGUCUUGCUUCUCGCCACUCUGUUCUUCUUCUCAAACAUCCCUGAGAUCACUGAUGCCGGUACGUUUUCAAUGCCUCAAGCGAACUUCAAGGUCUUCAAAUCUGACACCAGUUACUUAAAUCUAGAUAUGGCUCGACAAGCCGAAUCCUCCAACUCGGACACUCACGAUAAGCCACUGCGAAAGCAAUACCGACUCUUCCACGCCUCCUUCGCACAGUUCUGCUACUGUGGCGCUCAAGUGGGUAUUGCUAGCAUGUUCAUCAACUACGCCACCGAAACGAGAAAGAAUACCAGUGAUUCCACCGGUUCCAAGCUCUUUGCAGGUGCACAGGCUGCAUUUGCUGUUGGUCGCUUCUUCGGCGUCUUCCUCAUGAAGUACUUCAAGCCUCGCCACAUCUUUCUCGUCUUCCUCAGCAUGUGUGUUAUCUUCCUCUGCCCUGCGAUUACAGAGAGAGGUGAUACAGGAAUUGCCAUGCUCUACGUGGUGCUGUUCUUUGAAUCCAUCUGUUUCCCAACAAUUGUCGCUCUUGGCAUGAGAGGACUCGGCCGACACACGAAGCGCGGUAGUGGCUUUAUCAUUGGUGGAGUUAUUGGUGGUGCUUGUGUUCCUCCUCUUACUGGCGUGGCUGCGGACAGACACGGCACGGGAAUGGCCAUGGUUGUUCCUUUGGCAUUCUUUGUGGCUGCUUGGACCUUUCCCUUCUGCGUCAAUGUUCUUCCUGGAUACAAGAAGGGUAUUGAUGCUUUUGAGAACACUCACAACGAGCCAUCUAGUGUUGCCGAGUGGGGAGAGAAGGGCAGCGAGGAUGAGCAGCGCCAUGAGACAGUGGUUGGGGAGGUCAAGGCCUGA
Messenger RNA from Fusarium fujikuroi IMI 58289, 1467 nucleotides. Its product is annotated as related to glucose/galactose transporter. Gene Ontology annotation, biological process: transmembrane transport. Lineage: Eukaryota; Fungi; Ascomycota; Sordariomycetes; Hypocreales; Nectriaceae. The record is from RefSeq and is a predicted model, not a curated record. The transcript has 3 exons. Gene Ontology annotation, molecular function: transmembrane transporter activity. The coding region runs from base 1 to 1467 and encodes 488 amino acids.